AUGUUCCACCAGCAGCUACAUCCCUAUUACUCGCAGCCAACAUAUUCACCAUACGAGUAUCAAGAUCCAUACUACGUUCCAUUGAAUCCUUCGCUACCAUAUGAUUACUCCUACGCCAUGAAUCAACGAUUCUAUCAAUAUCAUCAAGAAUGGGGACUUCAUCAAAAUUGGAAUGGCUACUACUACUCAGCUUCCGACGGCACAGAAGAAGGUUCUACCGUUGUUUCGCCUGAGUUCAAGAAGCAUAUUAGGGCGGCGUUCUUACCCUACAAUUUUGAUCGUGAACUAUACCAGCGGUUUUAG
Molecule: messenger RNA, 303 nt
Organism: Linum trigynum
Lineage: Eukaryota; Viridiplantae; Streptophyta; Magnoliopsida; Malpighiales; Linaceae
Source: the annotation of a GenBank genome assembly